Dipodomys ordii (Ord's kangaroo rat) is the source of this 2308-nucleotide messenger RNA. Its product is annotated as cytochrome P450 2U1. The coding region runs from base 19 to 1653 and encodes 544 amino acids. Gene Ontology annotation, molecular function: heme binding; iron ion binding; oxidoreductase activity, acting on paired donors, with incorporation or reduction of molecular oxygen, reduced flavin or flavoprotein as one donor, and incorporation of one atom of oxygen. The record is from RefSeq and is a predicted model, not a curated record. Gene Ontology annotation, cellular component: cytoplasm; intracellular membrane-bounded organelle. Gene Ontology annotation, biological process: xenobiotic metabolic process. NCBI's taxonomy places the organism in Eukaryota, Metazoa, Chordata, Mammalia, Rodentia, Heteromyidae. The transcript has 6 exons.
GCCGGGCGCGCACGGAGCAUGUCCUCCCGGGGACAGCCGCAGUCCCCUGCCGCCGCCGACACGACCUGGCCCGUGGGGCUUCUCCGAGCUGCCCCCGAGCUGCUGCUGCAGUUGGACCCGAGCGGCGGCGCGCUGCUGCUGCUGUGCGGCCUGGUCGCGCUGCUGGGCUGGGGGUGGCUGCGAUGGCACCGGGCGCGGGGCCUCCCUCCCGGGCCCACGCCCUGGCCCCUGGUGGGCAACUAUGGGCCCGUGCUGCUGCCGCCCUUCUUCCGGCGAAACCGCUACGGCUGGCUGGCCGCCGGCGUGGACUCCAAUGCUGCCUCGGGUCCCCAAGUGCUCCUGACCAAACUGACCCGCGUGUACGGCAACAUCUUCAGCUUCUUCAUCGGCCACUACCCGGUGGUGGUCCUCAACGACUUCCACAGCGUGCGCCAGGCGCUGGUGCAGCAGGCCGAGGUGUUCAGCGACCGCCCCAGGGUGCCGCUCAUCUCCCUUGUCACCAAGGAGAAAGGACUGGUGUUUGCACACUAUGGUCCAGUCUGGAAACAGCAGAGAAAGUUUUCUCACUCAACUCUUCGCCAUUUUGGUUUGGGGAAGCUUAGCUUGGAGCCCAAGAUUAUUGAGGAGUUCAAAUACAUAAAGGAGGAAAUGCAGAAGUAUGGAAAAGAUCCCUUCAACCCUUUCCCCAUUAUCAACAGUGCUGUGUCUAAUGUCAUCUGUUCCUUGUGCUUUGGCCAACGCUUCGAUUACAGCAAUGGGGAAUUUAAGAAGAUGCUUAGUUUUAUGUCUCGGGGAUUAGAAAUUUGUCUGAACAAACAGCUCCUCCUGGUCAACAUAUGCCCCUGGCUUUAUUACCUUCCCUUCGGACUAUUUAAAGAAGUGAGACAAAUUGAAAAGGAUAUAACCAGCUUCCUUAAAAAAAUCAUCAAAGAUCAUCGAGAAUCUCUGGACAAUGAGACUCCUCAGGAUUUCAUAGACAUGUACUUGCUCCAGGUGGAGGAGGAGAAGAAAAAUAACAGCAACAGUAGUUUUAAUGAAGAUUACCUAUUUUAUAUCAUCAGCGAUCUCUUCUUCGCUGGCACUGAUACCACAACCAACUCUUUGCUUUGGUGCCUGCUGUACAUGUCACUGAAUCCCGAUGUGCAAGAGAAGGUUCAUGAAGAAAUUGAAAGGGUCAUUGGUAGUGACCGAGCCCCCUCCCUCACUGACAAGAUCCACAUGCCCUACACUGAAGCCACCAUCAUGGAGGUGCAGAGGCUGACCGUGGUGGUGCCUUUCGCCAUUCCUCACAUGACCUCAGAGAAAACAGUACUCCAGGGGUAUACCAUUCCUAAAGGCACAAUGGUUUUACCUAACUUGUGGUCGAUACACAGAGACCCAGCCAUUUGGGAGAAACCAGAUGAUUUCUAUCCUAAUCGCUUUCUGGAUGACCAAGGACAACUUAUAAAAAAAGAAACCUUUAUUCCUUUUGGCAUAGGCAAGCGGGUAUGUAUGGGAGAGCAACUGGCAAAGAUGGAAUUAUUCCUGAUGUUUGUAAGCCUGAUGCAGAGUUUCACUUUUGCUUUAGCUGAGGGUUCCAAGCCCACCUUGACUGGAAGAUUUGGUCUAACUUUAGCCCCACAUCCUUUUAAUAUAACCAUCUCAAAGAGAUGAAGAGCACCUCCAAGAAAAGAAGGAAAUGAAUUACACUGGUAUAUAGCCAGCCAGUACUCAAAUCAAGAAUGACCAUAAUCAGAGACCAUGAAACCUGUGGAGCCACACUCUCUAGUUUCUGAAGCUCCAGUGGGGAAGAUUCUUAACCAGAAAUCUCAAGCUGGUUGUAGAAAAGAAAACAUUGAGAGAUGUUAAUAGCAAAUUAAUAUCAAGUUAAUAUCAAUGAAGGUUGGGUUCUUGUGUACAAGUUCAAACCAAAGAUGUAAAUUCUUUGCACUGAACAUGAACAUCCUGUGAUUAUUUACAAUAACCAGAAUUAAUUUUUCAGCACACACUUGCUUGUACAUUUUGGACUCUGCUGUUGUACCAGCCAUAGCUCGAUUUUCAGCCAUAGGAAAUUUUUUUUAAUUGCUCAAUAAAAUGAGACGACACAGCCUUAAGCUUUCACUCAUUCUUCAGAGAGCUAGGAAUCAUUAAUUUCCCACAAAUAGAAGGAAGAUUCCAAUUUACUCAUUGUCUCUAUCGCCGUUCAUACUUUUGGAUGUUAGGAAAUCUGAGCUGGGUCUAGAGCCCAUGGCCCUUUCUGUCAACAAAUAAUGUUUCUUUGAUUGCAAUUAUCCAUAAAUGGGACAAAAAUAAAAGCAGUGAUUACUUA